UGGGUAGACGAGGACGAGUGCGGAACUAUAGUGAUUCCCGAUUAACCGAGAACAAGGGAGAAGGAUGAAAAAUGGGGAGGACGAUGGGGUGCGAUUGAGGCUCUCGGUAAAGAGGAAGAGAGAAAUAAGCUAAAAUACAUGUACGCGCGUGCGUGAGCGGAGGGAGAGACUAAGGGGAGAGCGGAUUGAGUGUGUAAGAGAGGGAGAACGGCAUGGCCAGAGGGGAAAGACGAGAAGCGGAGAAGCUGAAGAAGGGGCAGAAGACAGGCCGGAACUUCAGACGUCUACGGACCUGCCCGCGAGUCUCGUUCCCUCCCUUUAAUUAAGUUUUUGCACGUUUUUCUCGCGCUAUCAUUUUCUCCCGUUAGAGUUAGGCCGUCUUCACCGAGCGAGAGGAGACCCUAAUCGCGAGAGAUCGGGAUGGCCCACGCCGCGUCCAACGAUGUCAACGAGAAGAGCUACAUCCUGGACGCGAAAAAGAACCUCGAGGACGUCGGCAGUGUCGCAUCGGAAGAGUCCUACGAUGACACGAGACACCUAGUCGGGGAGCAGGAAGGAGAGUCCGACAAAUUCAGCAGCCUGCCGCUCGCGAGUUUCAAUUUCAUCAAUUCCAUCAUCGGCAGCGGCGUCAUCGGAAUACCGUAUGCUCUGCAUCAAGCCGGCUUCGGUCUCGGCAUCGCCCUGUUAAUCUUAGUAGCGGCACUGACCGAUUACUCGUUAAUUCUUAUGGUGCGAAGCGGACACAUUUGUGGCGAGAUGAGUUAUCAGGGCCUGAUGCGAGCGAGUUUCGGCCGCGUCGGCUUCUACAUCCUCACGGUGUUGCAGUUCAUUUAUCCGUUCAUAGCGAUGAUCUCUUACAACGUCGUCGUCGGCGACACGGUCACCACGGUCCUGGUAAGAAUGACGGGGACGGACCAAUGGAACAUUUUCGCUCAUCGAAACAUCGUCACCCUCUUGACGACCCUCUGCAUCAUCGUCCCGCUUUGUCUGUACAGGAACAUCGCGCGGUUAGCGAGAAUCUCCUUCCUCUCUCUGGUCUGCAUCGGGUUCAUUCUCCUCGCCAUCUUCAUCCGGAUGGACACCAUGUCCGACACGGUCCCGAGUCAGAAGGACAGCUGGAGGUUCGCCAAUUUCUCAGGGAUCGUCCAGUCCAUCGGUAUAAUGGCGUUCGCCUUCAUGUGCCAUCACAACACCUUCCUGAUUUACGGCUCGAUUGAGAGAGCGACCCAGCAGAAGUGGGACGUGGUGACGCACUGGUCUCUCUUCACCUCUUUCCUGAUCGCCGCGGCAUUCGGGAUUGCCGGCUACGCGACCUUCACGUCGUACGUUCAGGGCGAUCUGAUGGAGAAUUACUGCUUGGACGACGAUCUGAUGAAUUUCGCCAGGAUCAUGUUCAGCGGCACCAUACUCCUCACCUUUCCGAUCGAGUGCUUCGUUACGCGCGAGGUGCUCAUGACGGCGAUCAAGGGGACGGAAAAAUUGGAGGGAGACGAGGCUUAUGUGCCUGACUCGGACCGUAAGUACCUGAUAAUCACCUUGGCGAUAUUAUUCAUAGCAUAUCUGAUCUCCACGUGGACGGACUGCCUCGGCGUCGUUCUCGAGUUGAACGGCAUCCUCGCCGCGGUGCCGCUCGCCUACAUUCUGCCCGGUCUCUGCUACCUCAAGCUCGAGGAGGGGCCCGUCCUCUCGUCCAAGAAGCUGCCGGCGCUCGGCCUGAUGGUCGCCGGUAUUCUGGUCGCCAUCUCGGGUCUCCUGCUGAUUAUAUUCAACAAUAAUUCAGUCGGUACCUGCUUUCACGGCAUAGCGUCGUAUUGCACCCCCGAAAAUGGGACGACGCCGUAUAGCGAGGUGAUCAUGGUGUCCACCGAAAACUACAACAACACGGAGAGCCCGAGAUCUGAGCUUAACGGUUAAGCACGGUAAAUCUCUAGCUUAAUCGUAGGUCUGCUAAAUUGGUGAAAGUAUAGCCGGGUGAUUAAUUUUGUGGGAGAAAUAACGUAUAACAUUUUGACGCAUCCAAUAUAUAAUUGCUUCGAAAAUCUCAAAACGUGAAAUUUUACAACAAACUUGCGGGAAAAGAGUUGAAAGUUUCUACAAGAUCAGAUACGGCAGGAUUUUAUCUAUGACUAAAUAUAUUAUUCCAAUGAGAGGGUACCCGAGAUUAUAAUACCGUGUCGUUAAACGGAAAAUAAAACUGCGCAAAUCAAACUGGUUGUAAAUCAAACUAGUUGUAAAUCAGGUUUAAAGAGAAAUAGCGAUUGUGCUAUUGUGAUGUCCUAAUCGAUAGAUCUCAUAUUGUGGAAACAUUUUAUGCUCUACAGUAGACUUUAAUAUUAAAUAUGUGGGACGUAAAUUUAUAGGGGAAAAAAAAACGGAAUGUUAUUGUUUACGUUAACGAUGGGGAACAUUUAAUUAUAUUGGACAAAAUACUGUUCCCUCCACGAUUUUAUUCCACGAUAUCGGGAUGAUAUGAUUGGAAAAUCAUAUAUCUCGAACGCAUGAUUAUCGCAAUAUAAAAUCAAUGCAAUAUAGGAUUCGGCUUACGAGCGAGAAAUCCGUAAAAAAAUUGGCAAUAGAUAUAUAAUCGUUCUUUCCGUCAUUUAGUAAAGUGUACAGACCUAUAUAAAUGUUUGUCGCACACAAAUUUACCGAGUCACAGAGUAAAAUCGUAAUCUUUCAAGUGUGUAACGAGUUUGGGAUUUACGACUGAAGACGAUUAAUCAAUUCUCCGCGACGCAUAUUAUUAGAGUCUCAGAAUCUUAAUGUACCAAUCGAGAUAAUUAUUGAACUUCCGAUACUAUUAUUGUACGUAAUAUAUAAUAUAUAUAGAAAGGACUCUUGUGUAUUUAGUCCUGAUAAAGUUCCAGAGGUACGGCUCUAACGUGAAAACAAAAUCUCUGUGGUUAUAAAAAAUGCGCGAAUUUUAAGGAAUAUAUUAUAAUUUUAAAGAAUAGUUAUUGCGAUUAGAAAAUGAUGACUAGGCAACUAACGUAUAGAAUACGUGAGCUAAAAUAUCAUUAUAUUUUUAAAAAGAUGUUGAACAGACAAAUAGUUUAUAAACGAGAAGAUAUUAUGUAUAUGUACGUUGUAUAUCUAUAUAUACACCACACAUAUAUGCACACUACGUUUGUAUUUUUUCGUGAUACGGGACUAAUAUUGAAUGUUGAAAGUAAGAAACAUACAAACGGAUCUAUAAUGUUCAUAAAAGAUAAUGCGAUAAUUAGCGGCUUAAAAGCUUUUUAUUCGCAACUUGUUCUACCUUACCUAGAUUCUUGACAUGCUCUGCGUUUUCUUUUUUGAAGAAAGAGAGAAUCGGAAGAAAGAGAGAACCAGCACUGAUAGUUUUUUAAUUUUUUACGACUCGUAAAAUCGUUUUUAAAAGUAUUUUUUGCAUAAGUUUUUUGAUACGAUUAAACUCAAGUAUUUUGUUUGCGAUAUGAAAAUAAAAGAUAUAAUAGCAUAAAAUAGGACGAAUAACGACAACACUUGACAUACCGGUGCAAUCAUCGCUUAGAUUUACCGCUGCAAAGUUUAGUUGAUCGGAAGAUUUGGCUAUGAGGAGUUACAUUGUAUGUUCAUAGUUCAAAAGACAAAAAAGAAAAGGGGAGCCAAAGUGUCUGUAAUGUAUCAAAAUAUAAUAUAGAGCCGCAGUGGAAAUGACACAAUCAAAUCGGGGGGCAAAAGUGAAUUUCUCUUUUUACCCCCCAAAUGACGCUUUACACUUACAGAAAACAAACACUGAUGCGAAAAAGACCACAUACAAGAGGAAAGUAUUUAUUCGCGCGUAGCUCGCGUACUAUAGUACAUAAGGCAAAAGAAUCAAAUAUGUUUACCUGUUUAUGCACAUUUGAAUAUAAAGAAAGAUAUAUAAAAAGCAUAUUUGAGAUAAAAAACUAUAUAAAGACUCUAAGUUGGUACAUACAUUAUAGGAACGGCCUAGGGAAAAUGGAAUAUAUAUUAUCGGUGAAUAUACACGUGAUGAGGCAAAGCGAGAGAGAUUUUGUGACCGUGUAUCGCAUGUUAUCACGCACAUACACAUCCGCUGUUUCGUGUCGCAGUGAAACAGACGCCUCGUUCGAGCGACAAGACUUGUACACGUUUAGUGACAUUUACGUUCGCAGCGUUAUCAUUAUACACGUGCGCGUCGCACAUUGGCGGUAUUCCUUAUAUAGAUAUAAUGUAUAAUUUAACCGGCAAAAUAAAUGUAAAUCUAUAUGCACGUACGAGAGAGGAAAGGACAAGACUCGCGUUUUGCGCCCUUUAGGGCCGGUUUUUCCAACCUGUUGGUAAUCUAACUAAUAGUUAAAUCAUAUGUCUAUCUUUGUUUAAUGUAAAGGAUAAACAAAGACAUAUAUAUGAUUUAACUAUUAGUUAGUUUAUCAAAAGGUUGGAACAACCGGCCCUAAGAGCGUCCACAUAUUAUUCGCCCCGCCGAUCUCUUUUCGAUCGCUCGUUCGCUCGUA
Temnothorax curvispinosus is the source of this 4463-nucleotide messenger RNA. RefSeq names its product putative sodium-coupled neutral amino acid transporter 11. The record is from RefSeq and is a predicted model, not a curated record. Lineage: Eukaryota; Metazoa; Arthropoda; Insecta; Hymenoptera; Formicidae. Gene Ontology annotation, molecular function: amino acid transmembrane transporter activity. The transcript is spliced from 7 exons. Gene Ontology annotation, biological process: amino acid transmembrane transport. Bases 421 to 1914 code for a protein of 497 amino acids.